Messenger RNA from Mytilus trossulus (common blue mussel), 1383 nucleotides. RefSeq lists its product as uncharacterized. The transcript has a single exon. The record is from RefSeq and is a predicted model, not a curated record. Gene Ontology annotation, biological process: DNA integration. Gene Ontology annotation, molecular function: nucleic acid binding. Lineage: Eukaryota; Metazoa; Mollusca; Bivalvia; Mytilida; Mytilidae. The coding region runs from base 1 to 1383 and encodes 460 amino acids.
AUGACAACAAUUACAGACAAUGAAAGUAAAGACAUAGACCGGCAAAUUCAACAAAAUGAUGACAGAUUCACAGUUGUAAAGGAAGUCAUCAAUAUAGAGAAGUUCAGCAGUUAUCCGAAACUGCUUCGUAUAAUGUCUUACGUUUUGCGCUUUAUAACGAAUUGCAGGACACUUUCAGAAAACAGGAAAUACCAACAGUUAGAGGUAGCCGAGAUUCAAAAUGCUUCACUUGUGUUGAUACGGAAUGUACAGCAAACUAUUUUCAUGAAUGAAAUCCGUAAUAUUGUUUCAAAGGAUACUAAUCGACUACCUAUUGUACGACAGUUACGAUUAUAUAUCGACGAAAAAGGACUACUACGUUCCGGCGGAAGAAUUGACAAUGCGCUCGUUAACGAAACAGUGAAAUACCCUUAUUUACUUCCGACAAAACACCCGUUGACAACAUUGAUAAUUUUGGACGCACACAAACUACAAAAUCACAGUGGAAUAAAUGGGACAAUAACGUUAAUUCAACAGACAUAUUGGAUACCGAAAAUCCGACAUAGAGUGAAAACCGCAUUACGGAAUUGUAUUCCCUGUAGGAAGCUAAUUAGUCGACCGUAUGUGGCGCCUGACCCACCACCGCUACCAAAGGAUCGUCCUGGAGAAGACCCGCCAUUCAGCGUCACGGGAGUUGAUUUAACAGGAGCGUUACAUGUACGACAAAAUGGCAACAAGGAAACAAAAGCGUACAUAUAUCUAUUUACGUGUGCUUCAACCAGAGCUGUUCACAUCGAGUUAGUUCAGGAUUUAACGACAUAUUCAUUUUUAUUAGCUUUUCGCAGAUUUGUUAGCCGUCGAUCUUUACCGAAAAUAAUGAUAUCUGACAAUGCUUCUACGUAUAUAUCUGCAGCGACAGAGAUUGCUAAAAUAUUCAAAUCAGAAACAGUGCACGGAAAACUUAGUGAGUUAGGAACAGUGUGGAAGUUUAUACCCAGCAGGGCUCCUUGGUACGGAGGAUGGUGGGAGCGACUUAUUGGACUUACCAAAACCUCCCUCAAGAAAACAUUAGGACGUGCCUGUAUCGACUUAGAUAUGCUACACACCGUUGUUACAGAAAUCGAGUGCACACUGAAUGACCGACCGUUAACAUACAUCUCUACUGAUGAAAAGGAUCCAGAACCACUAACGCCGUCUCAUCUUAUGUAUGGCAGAAGAUUAAAGACACUUCCGCAUCCUUCAAAUGAUCACAGCGAAUUCAAAGACACUAGAAAAACACUAACUUGCGCUCAUGCGCUAAAACAUAAAAAAACAACAGCAAGAAUUACUACAACACUUUCGGACGAGAUGGAAGAAGGAGUACCUUACAUCACUACGGGAAUUCCACAGAGCCAGUGGAAAUAA